Coccinella septempunctata (seven-spotted ladybird) is the source of this 1443-nucleotide messenger RNA. RefSeq names its product ER lumen protein-retaining receptor (gene KdelR). The transcript is spliced from 4 exons. The coding region runs from base 73 to 711 and encodes 212 amino acids. NCBI's taxonomy places the organism in Eukaryota, Metazoa, Arthropoda, Insecta, Coleoptera, Coccinellidae. The record is from RefSeq and is a predicted model, not a curated record. Gene Ontology annotation, molecular function: ER lumen protein retrieval receptor activity. Gene Ontology annotation, biological process: endoplasmic reticulum to Golgi vesicle-mediated transport; protein retention in ER lumen. Gene Ontology annotation, cellular component: cis-Golgi network; endoplasmic reticulum; membrane.
UUUGGAAUUAGCCACGUCACAUCAUUUUUUGGUGUAGUAGACGUGUGAUUUGGAUCUAAUAAGAUUUAAAUAAUGAAUAUAUUUAGGCUUCUGGGUGAUUUAUCCCAUCUUUUAGCAAUAAUAAUCCUUUUGCUCAAAAUAUGGAAGACAAGAUCUUGCGCGGGCAUCUCAGGAAAAAGCCAGGUUCUAUUCACACUAGUGUAUACUACUAGAUAUUUGGACCUUGUUACAACUUAUGUUUCCCUUUAUAAUUCUACUAUGAAAGUGGUUUUCCUAGUUGCUUCAUUCGCUACAGUCUACCUUAUUUAUGUGAAAUUCAAGGCAACUUAUGACCAUAAUCACGACACAUUUAGAGUGGAGUUUCUUAUUAUACCAGCAUUUAUUCUGGCUUUAAUCAUCAAUGAUAACUAUUCGCCAUUUGAGGUAUUAUGGACCUUUAGUAUUUACCUAGAAUCAGUUGCUAUUUUACCGCAACUGUUCAUGGUAUCAAAAACAGGAGAAGCAGAAAGUAUCACAUCUCAUUAUCUAUUUGCACUUGGAUCCUAUAGGGCCCUCUACAUCUUGAACUGGAUUUACCGUUAUAUUACCGAGAACUAUCAUGAUCUUAUUGCUAUAGUAGCUGGAUUCGUACAAACAGUCCUUUACUGUGAUUUCUUCUAUCUUUAUAUUACAAAAGUUCUCAAAGGCAAGAAGCUGCAGUUGCCUGCCUAAUUAUUGGUUGCUUCAGUAACACUUACCUAAGAAGGAAAGAAAUUUCCUGGUGAGUUUAGUCAGUGAGGAUACCAAAACAUCAAAUUUUCAUUUUAUCACUAAAGAAAAAGUUGUUUUAUUAUCUCAGUUUGUGAAGUUUCGAUUUGUUAGUUAUACAUUAAUGUACAUUAAUUACAGAAGCUCGAAAUGUAAAAGGAACUGAUUCCAAAAACCGAAAUAUUAUGGUGCAAGUGAAGUUUACCACUGAAAUAAAACAGUGUUGAAGUAUUAUUUUCCACUAAUUUUUGAGUUUUGUCACGAACUUUUUUUAGGUAUAAAUUUUUAGAAUCUGUCGGUGCAAAAUUUGAAAUAUAUAUUCAAAUAGAAUUUCCUAGUUCGAACGCAACACGAAGCGAAAUUUCAACACUCAGAAAUUUUGUAAUCUUUUAUUGAUUUUUUGUUUAUUUUCCAUCCUUUAUCUCCUGCCGUUUUUUUUGUUUCUGCUAUGGAAAUGGCUUUUAGAAUUCAAAGUAUUUAUGAAUGUACCUUUCCCGAAAUUUUUAGCCAUAGUGAGAAGUGUAUAUACUUUUAGCUGCUUAAUAUAAUGAUGAUUCCAAACACCUAUAUUUGACUUUGUCAGUAUAAAAACUAAUGAAAUCUGUUUAUACUUAUUUGUAUUAGAUUUGAUGAAUUUUUGUGUAGGUAGUUUUUGUUACUCAUCGUUCUUAGAAAUAAAUUCAAUGUUUCUAGUAA